Molecule: messenger RNA, 1248 nt
Organism: Trachemys scripta elegans
Lineage: Eukaryota; Metazoa; Chordata; Testudines; Emydidae
Gene: DDOST
Product: dolichyl-diphosphooligosaccharide--protein glycosyltransferase non-catalytic subunit
Exons: 7
Coding region: 126-893 (255 amino acids)
Cellular component (GO): oligosaccharyltransferase complex; endoplasmic reticulum membrane
Source: RefSeq, a predicted model, not a curated record
ACCACAGGUCUCUUGUUUCCUCCCUGAAGCACACACUCAUUGUCGCAGACUCUGAAAAUCUACUGAAGGCUCCCACCAUUGUGGGGAAAACUCCAUUAAACCCUGUUCUCUUCCGAGGAGUUGGGAUGGUGGCUGAUCCUGAUAACCCUCUGGUACUAGAUAUCUUGACAGGCUCCUCUACAUCUUACUCCUUCUUCCCAGAUAAGCCCAUCACACAGUACCCUCAUGCUGUUGGGAAGAAUACACUUUUGAUUGCUGGUCUCCAGGCCAGGAACAACGCCCGUGUCGUUUUCAGUGGCUCCUUGGAUUUCUUCAGCGAUGCUUUCUUCAACUCUGCUGUGCAGAAAGCUACACCUGGCUCUCAGAGGUACUCUCAGACGGGUAACUACGAGCUCGCUAUUGCCUUGUCCCGCUGGGUAUUCAAGGAAGAGGGUGUGCUGCGGGUUGGAGAGGUAUCUCACCAUCGUGUAGGGGAGAGAUCACCACCUAAUGCCUACACUGUCACCGACCUCGUGGAGUACAACAUUGUGAUUGAAAAGCUCUCUGACGGGAAGUGGGUCCCCUUUGAUGGAGAUGAUAUUCAGCUGGAGUUUGUCCGCAUUGAUCCAUUUGUAAGGACUUUUCUGAAGAAAAAUGGUGGCAGAUACAGUGUGCAGUUCAAGCUGCCGGAUGUCUAUGGAGUGUUUCAGUUUAAAGUGGACUAUAACCGGCUGGGAUACACCCACCUGUAUUCCUCUACACAGGUGUCUGUGCGUCCCCUCCAGCACACACAGUAUGAGCGUUUUAUCCCCUCAGCGUAUCCAUAUUAUGCCAGCGCCUUCUCCAUGAUGAUAGGCCUCUUCAUGUUCAGCAUCGUCUUCUUGCACAUGAAGGAGAAGGAGAAAUCUGACUGAGGUCUCUCAGCAGGAGAAAGAGCCCUCGUCCAAGACAUUGGCUCCAUAUGAAGACUGGCAGCACUCAGGGCACAGAUUAUAAAUGUUUGGGGACUGGAACCCUCAGCUGGUAGGAGCCAGAUGAGCUAUGGGGAUUUUUGAGACUAGAGUGACUAGUGGGAGAGAAAUUGAAAACUUCUAUGUCUGAGAGGAAGCCACUGAUGUCCCCAAGAGAUCAAAAUGUAUGGCAGUGCCAAUAUUUGUUUUUCAGGGUUUUUUCAUGAAACACCAUUUUAUUAUUUCCACCCCUUCUCAGAAAGGCUCUUGCCUCAAGGUUGUUCUCAUUUCCAGAAUAAAGAUUUGUUCCUCUCACCUU